AUGAAGCGCUGGGGCCAGUGGCCGCUCUGGAGCUGGGUGCUGUGGGGGCUCUGGGUGCUGCCAGUGCCAGCAGUCCAGCUCUACCCCUUUGGCACAGAGGGAGGAGACCGAGAGUAUGUCCAGAAGAUGUUGGAUUUUAACUCCCCCCUGUUCAAGCCAGAGAUUGGGUUCCCCUUUGGGAAGUCGCUGCGGGAUGCUCUCUACUUCACAGAUAACGGACAGAUCAUUUUCCCACCCACGGACAACUACGUCCCCUCCAACCCCAACCCACCACCCUGGGGCUUCAGCGGCCAGGAGGGUUUGCCGAUGGUGGCCGCCUUUUGGGACGAUGCAGAUUUCUCCCAGGGUGUUGGCAGCACCUGGUACCAGGAGUACUCCACCCUCAGCUCGACCUGGAACCCCCUUGUCCGUGAUGUGGAAGCAAAGAUUGAGAAAUACUUGAAAACACCCUACGUAGCAAAAUGGACCUUGAAAGUGACGUGGGAGAAGGCUCCAGCAUACCCAUCCCAACGGGAUGACACUCAGACGAGCACCUACCAGGCAGUCCUCACCACCGAUGGGAACCGUUCCUUCGCCCUGCUGCUCUACCAGGAUGGCGGGAUGCGGUGGGACUAUGCCAAGCUGGCUGCGGGCAACGUGCUGAUCGGUUUCUCCAGCGGCGAUGGCUAUGCCCAAAAUAACGAGCUGACUCGAAAGCCACCAGCUGUCAAGUACCGACCGGACCAGCACAGCAGUGCCGGCACCGAGCCGGAGCCGGCCGUCGGGACCAGCCAGCUGCUGCCAUGCCCCUGCUCCCGGCCCCAGGCAGAGCUCGACCCCCGCUACCGCCGGAGCAGAGGUGCCAAGCGCGGCUCCCCAAGGCCAGCCGUGGGGCCCAACAGACACCUCUGUGAGGAUGCUGCGCACUGCAUCCCCCAGCCCGGCCGGAGCUGGGACAGGGAGCUGGAGGCGUUCGACUGGUGCUGUCGGCGUGUUGGGAAGCCCCUGUUCUGCACCAGGUUUGCUGAGAAAAGACCGAGGGUCGGCUGUGAGGGAUACGUGCCACCCACCCCCGCUGGUGCCUUCGGGGACCCCCACAUCACCACCCUGGAUGGACUCACCUACACCUUCAAUGGGCUCGGGGACUUUGUCCUGCUACUGGCCAGGGAUGCCCUGACCAGCUUUGUGCUGCAUGGGCGCACAGCCCGGACCGGCAUGGCCCAGGCUACCAACUUCGUGGCUUUUGCUGCCCGGUACAUCUCCACAUCCACCACAACAGUUGAGUGGACUCUGGGGAGCCAAGGUGACAUCCAAGUCCUCCUGAACAACGAAACCAUCAAGUUUUCCUAUUCCCAAGACAUGGGUGCCGAGGUGUACCACAGCCCCGCCAUCCUGCUGGUCAACACCUCCUCUGUCACGGCCGUCUUCAACGGGGCCAUCUCUGUCUCCAUCUCAGCCACCUCCAGGAUCCUCAGCAUGGUCUGCAGCCUGCCUGAUCAGUACCGCAACAGCACCAAGGGCCUCCUGGGUGUGUGGGACCACGACCCCGCAGACGACUUCCGGAUGCCGAACGGUACCAGCAUCCCCAUGAACAGCAGCGAGGAGGAGAUCUACGGCUAUGGAAUGACCUGGGCUGUUGGAGAGCACAGCCUGUUUGUUCAGCCUCUGGACUCACCGGUAAUGAACUUCACACCCAUCUUCUUGUCUCGGCUGCGGCAGGGGGACGGGAACGACGACACACCAGCCAGGCGGGGGCAGGAGAACGUAAGCCAGUACCAGCUGGCAGCCUCGCAGUGCCACGGCAGCAAGGAGUGCAUCUACGACUCACUGAGCACAGGGGAUGUGGCUCUGGGCCUGGCCACCCAGAGUCUCGCAGCCGACUUCCAGCAGAAGAAGACAGUACUUAAUGCCUUCCCUCCUGUCAUCACCGGUGACGCGUCCCUCACGGCCUUCAGGACAGAAAGGGUCAGGAGGCAGUACCGUGCCGUGGGAGUGGGCGCACGCUUUGUCCCCCACCUUUCGCCAGAACUCAACAUAUCAGAGAACGGCACCCUGACGUGGGAGCCUCGUGGGAUGGCCCCUCUUUCCAUCAGCCUGGAGGCUGUCGGGUCCAACAACCUCUCCGCCCUCCUCCAGCUCCGUUUCACUCUUUGCAGCUGCAGCAGGAGCCAGGAGUGUGACUACAGUGACACCGUCACUCUCGGGGGGUCCUCCCUGCAGCUGGCAGCCUGCAGGUGUGAGGGCGGCUACUUGGGUCCCUUCUGCCAGGACCCUCCAGAUCCCUGUGCUCAGGGAUGCUUCCCCGGCGUGGGCUGCGACUCGCAAUCCGGCUGCGGCCCUUGUCCGGCUGGCCUGACCGAUAUCGAUGAGUGCGCGCAAGGGACGGCGUGCCUGGAGAAUGCCACCUGCACCAACACGAUGGGCAGCUACGCCUGCUCCUGCCCCACCGGCGAGGAGGGCGACGGGCCAGGCUGUGGCUCAGCCUGUGGAUUCCGCUCCUGCCCCGAGGGCUACUGCAGCAACGGGGGACACUGCCACCUGCAUCCCAUCACCUGCACCCCAGCCUGCGCCUGCCCCCCAGCUUUCACUGACCAGCGCUGCAUGGUGGCAGGGGGCGAUUUUCAGCCGCUGCCCAGUGCAGAUCUCCCCCGGAGGAGUGUCCGGCUGCACGUCAGGACACUGCGAAACGCCACUGCCGGGGAAGUCAACAGCACCGUCUCAGCCAUCCUGGGCUCCUUGGAGAUAAAGGCUUUCCAGAGCAACACCAACAUCACCCAGAUGACAGAUGGUGAUGGCUUCACCUUCGCAGUGGUAUCCGAGUUCGCCUAUGACAACCACGUCACCGUCAUCCGUUUCCUGAACGAGGAGCUGCCGGGGGCCAUCAUCAGUGCCUUCAACAGGCGGCGGGGGCGGCGGGAAGCAGGCACACCUCUCUUCUUCCAGCGCCUGCACCAGGACAAUGUCACCGACCUGGUGAAGCUGACAGUUGCUGAGCUGAGGUGGUAUUUCCCCUGCGAUCUGUACGGCUACAAAGGCUACAGGCUCCACUACAUCGGGACCAUUGGCUUUGUCUGCAUCUCCCCUUGCAAGGCGGGCUACUGCCAGCACGGCGGCUGGUGCCAGCACCUGCCCGAGGGACCCACGUGCAGGUGCAUCCCCUUCUCCAUCUUCUCCCCCGCCGGCGCCCGGUGUGAGCAGCUGGCCAUCAGCCUUGCCGCCUUCCUCGGCAUCUUGCUGGGAGCCCUGGCCCUGCUCUGCCUCCUGCUCGCCACCACCUGCCUGGCCUUGCACCUCUGCCGCCAGCACCAGAGGUGA
Molecule: messenger RNA, 3294 nt
Organism: Eurypyga helias (sunbittern)
Lineage: Eukaryota; Metazoa; Chordata; Aves; Eurypygiformes; Eurypygidae
Product: mucin-4-like
Exons: 24
Coding region: 1-3294 (1097 amino acids)
Biological process (GO): cell-matrix adhesion
Molecular function (GO): calcium ion binding
Source: RefSeq, a predicted model, not a curated record